This is a messenger RNA of Diplodia corticola, 573 nucleotides long. RefSeq names its product glyoxalase. Gene Ontology annotation, molecular function: methylmalonyl-CoA epimerase activity. NCBI's taxonomy places the organism in Eukaryota, Fungi, Ascomycota, Dothideomycetes, Botryosphaeriales, Botryosphaeriaceae. The coding region runs from base 1 to 573 and encodes 190 amino acids. The transcript has a single exon. The record is from RefSeq and is a predicted model, not a curated record. Gene Ontology annotation, biological process: L-methylmalonyl-CoA metabolic process.
AUGGCAUCAAACGGCGUAAGUCACGACCCAAACCCCCUCACCGCAAAGCCCGACGACAUCAAUCUCACCCUCGCCUCGCAGAAAACCUACAACCGCGUCUUCAACCACGUCGGCGUGUCCGUGUCCGACGCCGAAGCGACGGUGGCGUGGUACACCAAGGUGCUGGGCUUCAAGCUGCUGGGGACCGUGUGCACCAUCACGCGGGCGGAGCACCCGGAGGACGCCAUCUUCGGCAUCUACCCGGAGAGCCUGCAGGAGGUGAAGCUGGCCAAGAUGGCGACGGGCAACGGCGUCGGCUUCGAGAUCUUCGAGUUCGUCAACCCCAAGUUCCAGCAGGCCAAGGAGUUCGAGUACAACCGCGGCGGCUUCUUCCACAUCUGCGUCACCGACCCCGAUCCGGACGCCGUCGCGCGCACCUUCAUCGCCGAGGGCGGCAAGCAGAUCGGCAAGACGGUCGAUCCGUCCGGCAACGGCGACAUCAAGACUCUGUACCUGGCCGAUCCGUGGGGCAAUGUCGUCGAGGUUGUGGAUGUUAAUUUCGAGUAUAUGGGACUGAAGUCGGCGUUGAUUUAG